Messenger RNA from Octopus sinensis (East Asian common octopus), 2991 nucleotides. Its product is annotated as tuftelin-interacting protein 11. Gene Ontology annotation, biological process: spliceosomal complex disassembly. The coding region runs from base 167 to 2641 and encodes 824 amino acids. The transcript has 17 exons. NCBI's taxonomy places the organism in Eukaryota, Metazoa, Mollusca, Cephalopoda, Octopoda, Octopodidae. Gene Ontology annotation, cellular component: U2-type post-mRNA release spliceosomal complex. The record is from RefSeq and is a predicted model, not a curated record. Gene Ontology annotation, molecular function: nucleic acid binding.
GGAGCAGUGAUGUAGAGACAAUUUCAACAGCAUCGCUGUGUUCGUUCGAAGUCCUCUCUGUGUGAGAGUGGUCGCCAUUUAAACCUUAUCGUUGUCGUGAUGUAAAUACCAUAAAAUGUCAGCCUUCUGUUGUGAAAGUUAAUAGAAAAUCUUUCAGAUUUACAAAAUGUCAUCUCCAGAAAUUGAGAAGUUUGAGGUGACAGACUAUGAUUUGGCAAAUGAAUUUAACCCCAACCGAAGAUAUCGGCGCCAGACAAAGAACCAAGCUACAUAUGGAAUCUGGGCUGAUCCCGAGAGUGAUGAAGAAGAAGAACGGCCAAGGUUUGGUAAGACAGGCGGUGCUAUGUCUAGUAAUGACUAUACCAUGAAUUUUGUGAGUGGUGGCUUGAAACAGGAGGAGAAGUUACCUCAGAAAGAUGAUAUGGAUUCAGAAGAUGAUUCUGAAGAAGAAACUGCUGUGAAGGUUCCACAAAAGAAGAAAGUUCCUCUCAAGGCACCACCACCAAGAAGGUUUGCUGGAAGUAAAGAUUUUGAAAGUGAUAAAAACUUUGGAAAAUGGGAGAAACAUACCAGGGGAAUUGGUCAGAAACUUCUGGAAAAGAUGGGUUACGAAAAAGGUAAAGGCUUAGGAAAAACCGCCCAAGGUAUCACUGCACCCAUUGAAGCUGUGAAACGUCGGCGCCGUGCUGGGUUGGAGUUCAGUGGCAGUGAGAGAACACAGCAGUCUUUGAAACACUAUCCUGUACAAGAUUCUGAUGAAGAGGAAGAGACUGAAUUUAAGAAUGAGCUUCACCAAUGGAAGAGGGAACCCACGGGAAAUAAUCGUAAACCAAAGUACGUCUACAAAACGGCCCAGGAUGUGAUAGAGUCUGGCCUGACACGGAAGAAGAGACCGAUUCAAUCCAGUGAACUGUCAAAGGUGAAGGUCAUCGACAUGACCGGCAAAGAGAAACGAGUUCUUUCAGGUUACCAUGCCAUCUGUCAACGUCACGACAAACCAGAUGAAGAUGAUGAUGUCAUUGAAUCAACCCCGAAAGCAAGGACAGCAUUUGAUGUUCCUGAACUUGUCCACAAUCUCAACAUUCUUGUCAAUAUGUCAGAAGUGGAUAUCAUACAGAAUGAUCGCAAACUUCGUUACAACAAAGACCAGAUUGUCAACAUGACUCAUGAGAAGGAACGUCUUGAUGUUGUUUGUGAACAAGAAAAGAAACAGUGCGACCGACUGCAGGAGAUUCUCGAUAUGGUUGAAAGUUGUCAGAAGCGGACCCAAGCUGACGUUGAAGAUGCGAUGAGUUUAGAUGAAUGUGUGAGUUUGUUCAAGAAACUGCAGGAGGAGUAUUAUGAAGAAUACAAACUUUAUGACCUUGGAGCAUUAGCCAUAGCACUGGCCUUCCCCAUGAUGAAGCAGUUUUUCAGCAGUUGGGAACCCCUGAAGGAAAAUACGAAGGGUCUAGAGGUAAUGGGAGAAUGGCGCUGUAUCCUUGAAGAUAGCAAUCACAAAUACGCCUAUGAUGCCAACAACAUGGAUGUUUACCAAAGACUUGUGUGGGAUAUCUGGAUGCCAGUGAUAAGGAAAACCAUUCUGCAAUGGAAUGUAAGAGAGUGUAAUCCAUUGAUUGACCUGUUGGAUGUGUGGAUGCCUGUUCUUCCAUCAUGGAUCUUGGACAAUAUUCAGGACCAACUCAUUCUUCCGCGGUUGAUGCAAGAAGUAGAAAACUGGAACCCGUUGACCGAUACAAUGCCCAUUCAUGCCUGGCUUCACCCUUGGCUACCACUAAUGGGGGACAAGUUGGAACCUCUCUACGCUCCGAUCAGACAUAAACUAUCCAAUGCCCUCAACAAGUGGCAUCCUUCAGACUCGUCUGCUAAAGUUAUUCUUCAGCCAUGGGUCAGCGUCUUCAAACCAGGUCACAUGGAAGGCUUUUUGGUGAAGAACAUUCUACCCAAGCUUGAACUCUGCAUGCAGGAGUUUGUCAUCAACCCACACCAACAGAUCCUUGAGCCAUUACAUUGGAUGAUGUCAUGGAGAGAUAUCAUUGCUCUGCCACACUUAAUAUCAAUAUUGGAGAAGAAUUUAUUCCCCAAAUGGUUACAAGUGCUUUGUACCUGGCUUAGCAACAUGCCAAACUAUGAAGAGGUCACCAAUUGGUAUCUUGGAUGGAAAUCACAGUUCCCUGAGGAAUUUCUCAACCACGCUUAUGUUAAAGAUCAGUUCAACCGAGCCCUUGACAUAAUGAACCGUGCCGCCACUGGUUACUUCCAGCCCGGGGCUAAAGAGAACAUGGCCUAUUUUGCACACAACGAACGCCGUCAGAUGGGGACAAUAUCAGCACCACCACCGCCACCACCUUCAGCAGUAUUGAACAUGAUCCCCCCCACUUCAGGAGUCUCUCAUCACCCAGCUCAAGAUUACGAUCGUAACCCAUCAUAUCCGAGCAGUUUCAAAGAACUUGUUGAAAAAAUGGCCAUUGAUCAUAAUUUGGUUUUCAUCCCAAUUCCUGGAAAAUCUCAUGAAGGGAAACAAGUUUAUCGGUUUGGCAGUGUUGUGAUGCAUCUCGACAGAAAUGUUAUCUUCAUGUUUGAUAACCAAAGCUGGAUUCCUGUCUCUUUGAACACACUCAUUGACCGUGGCAAGCACUGAUGUGCAGAGUGUCAUCUUCCCUCACGUUGUUGUGUAUUUAGGUGGAUGGGUGUGUGUGUAUUGGCUGGAACAUCCCUGCAGUACAUUCAAAUAUAUAUAGACAUAUAUACACAUUUAUAAAUAUUUUGUGUACUCAUAAAAUUUAGAGUGAAAGAAAGAGAGAGAGAGAUUGAUGGAUUAUUUUGUGUAUAUAAUAGAUUAUAUGAGAGGGUUUUUAAAGUAUAUAAAGAUGUUUGUAUGUGUGUGUGUAUGUAUGUAUUUAUUAUAAACAAGGAACAUUGAGAAACAUGAACAGACUUAGAAAUGUUCUGUUACCAAAAAAUGAAUAAAAAAGAUGUAAGUUGUACAAA